AUGUUUUUUUCUCUUUUACUAAUUUGCUUAUAUCCUUCUGUCUCUCUUUUAUCCAUCAUAUCUCUUUCCUUUUCUUCUCCAAAGUCACUUUUUACUCAGUUUCUUUCUUUUUCAUCUCUCUUUCUUCUUUCUUCUUUUCCAAUGAAAAAUGCUAUCUCUCAAUAUAUGUGUUUCUUUUUUUUUUAUUUAUCCAUUCUUUGUCAUCUUUUUUUGUCUUUGAAACAUAUUUUCUUUCUGUUCAUUAUAUUCUCUAUAUUCUGGAACAAGAUUUUUUUGUCUAUGUCUUUCUUUUCUCUUGAAUUAUACUUCUCUCAUUUCCUCAUCUAUUCUUUCAAAAUCAUGCUUUCUUUUUCUCUCACUUUUCUUUUUUCUCUUCUGUUUUCUAUUUCUCUUAAUCUUUCUUACCAUUUAUUUUUUGUUUUUCUUUUUUCACCAUUUCUCUUCUUUUGCUUCCUCUCUCUCAUUUCCUCUUCUUUUUUCACUCUUUCUCAUUUUUACUCUCUCUUUCUCAAACAUUUUUCUUUCCUUAAGUUAAUGACUCUUUCAAUUUAUUUUUCUCUCUCUCACUAUUUCACUUUCAGAUUAUUCUGUUCUUAUCUCUUUCUCAGUUUCUCUGUUACAACCUUACUUCCUUUCUUUAUUAACCUCACUUUCUAUUUGUCUCUCUCCAAUCAAAUACCUUUUUAUUUCACUAUUUCUAUCUUUGUCUAUUUUACUAUCUAUCCCCCCAUGUUCUUUCUAUUUUACUUGGCAUAUCUCUCUUUUUUCUUUUUAUUUCUCUUUGUUAUAAGCUCAUUCUUAAAUAGAGCUUUCUUCUCUAUCUCUUUUCAAUUUCACUCCGUUCUCAUACACUUUUUCUUUUCUUCUAUUAUUCAUCCUCUUUCAGGCCCAGUGUGUCUGUCUUUAUCCAGCUUUCACUUUGAACGCUAUUAA
Molecule: messenger RNA, 933 nt
Organism: Acanthosepion pharaonis
Lineage: Eukaryota; Metazoa; Mollusca; Cephalopoda; Sepiida; Sepiidae
Source: the annotation of a GenBank genome assembly